CGUGUGCAUGCGUAGAAGUGGUAAUGGAGGACGGUGAUCUACUCACAGGGGGCUAAGUUAGCAAGCUGUCUUCUUUCUCUUCUGUUCUAAACUACUGUUAUUAUUGAUUACGAGGUAUUUACAACGCAAAGGAACAACGACUGAAUCAACCGAGAGGAGGCUGAGUUGCCACUGAGUUUUGGGAUGGCGUCAGAUGUGGUUUCCCAAAACCAUGGUUCCAAGGGGAUCAUGACUUUUUACCCCACUGCUGAGGAAUUCAAGGACUUCAGCCGCUACAUUGCAUACGUAGAGUCUCAGGGAGCACACAAAGCAGGCCUGGCUAAAAUUGUCCCACCAAAGGACUGGAAGCCUAGAGGGUCCUAUGAUGAUAUCGAUGAUUUGGUAAUACCUGCGCCCAUUCAGCAGGUGGUGACAGGCCAGUCGGGCCUUUUCACCCAGUACAACAUUCAGAGGAAGGCCAUGACCGUAAGAGAGUUCCGCAGGACUGCCAACAGUGAAAAGUUCUGUGGUCCACAUUAUGAUGACUUUGAGGACUUGGAAAGGAAGUACUGGAAGAAUGUGACAUAUAACCCUCCCAUAUAUGGGGCAGAUGUUAAUGGAACUCUAUAUGACCCUGAAGUCAAAGAGUGGAACAUUUGCCAUCUGGACACCAUUUUGGAUACCGUUGAACGUGAAAGCGGGAUCACUAUUGAGGGUGUUAACACACCCUAUUUGUAUUUUGGAAUGUGGAAGACCACCUUUGCAUGGCACACUGAGGACAUGGACCUCUACAGUAUCAACUACUUGCACUUUGGUGAACCCAAAUCAUGGUACUGUGUUCCUCCAGAGCAUGGGAAAAGAUUGGAGCGUUUGGCUAAAGGAUUUUUUCCUGGUAGCUCCCAGAAUUGUGAGGCCUUUUUGAGGCACAAGAUGACUCUCAUCUCUCCCUCUAUCCUGAAGAAGUAUGGCAUUCCAUUUGAUAAGAUUACUCAGGAGGCUGGUGAGUUCAUGGUAACUUUCCCCUACGCCUAUCAUGCUGGUUUCAACCACGGUUUCAACUGUGCAGAAUCAACCAACUUUGCCACAGAGAGAUGGAUUGAGUAUGGCAAGCAAGCUGUUUUGUGCUCAUGCCGUAAAGACAUGGUGAAGAUUUCAAUGGAUGUAUUUGUGAAGAAAUUCCAGCCAGAUCGCUAUGAAUUGUGGCUCGCAGGGCGAGAUGUGGCACCCAUUGAUCACUCACGGCCCACCCCAGAAGCUAAGGAGUUCCUGGGGGAGUCAAUUAAUAACAUCAACAGCAGCAGUACCUCCAUGGAGACCUGUGGGGAGGACGGAGAGCGGAAGAGCACUACACAAAGGAUAGAGACCAAGAGACACAGAGUGUGUCUGGAGGUGCCCCAGGAGGUUGUUCCCAAGGAUGAAGAUGAGGAAGAUAUGGAGCAAUAUGGAAAGCGUCCCAGGCUAAACCUUAUACCUCCACGUACUCUGUCACAAGAUGGCAAAAGAAAUAAAGGCCCACCAAAAUUGGUUGUCACACCAACCAAACUUACUUUAUUGGAUCCGUUUCACAGGAGCUUGACCCAAAAUAACAGUGAUGUCAGCCGCCCCCCUCAUUAUACAAAGACUCGUGCACCUGCGAUCUCGUCUCAGUCUCAGCCCAGAAACGGACACCUAUCCAUCUCGGCAGCGCCAACGUGGACAGAAGCCACCGCUCAGCCUGCCCGCAAAAUGGGGGUAGCCAGCCUUCUCUUCCACAGGACUCUGAGUCCAAAAGACACUCUUCAAGUGCAUAGCUACACUCUGGAAAAGCAGCAGCAGCCUCACACACAGCUGCAAGUGCAUAGCUAUGCCAGAGAGCAUCAACCCCGUCAUCUCCAACACAAAAUCUGUACACCAUCACACAUGCAAGUUCAGUCCUCAACUCAGGCACCAAGCUGUGAAAGAACGGAGCCACAGCCAGAAUCCAAGAUGGUACUUACCAAUGUAGCACUGAAUGAAUCGGAAGCACAGAGUCUUGUCGAGCUGGAGCCAAAGGAGGAGAAGCCUGAAAUAACAGUGCCCGUUGAGGCUCAGACUGAAGUGGAGAAGCCUGAAGUUGAGCCCACCAGCCAGUCGGCUUGCUCUCCGACUCAAACACAACCCAGCGAGUCGAGCACAAUGGAGCUGAAUGCCCCCAAAAACAACAAGCGAAAGAGUUACCAAUGCCCCCUUGCGGAUAGUGGCAUUGUCAUCCUGAAAGACACCAUUCCUGUCAGGAAACCAAUGCCUGAUGAGAUGAAGGUGAUCGCUCAGAAUCAUCAUCAGGUGGCAGAAGAGCAGUCAUACUGCAAGUCAGUUGUGAAGAAGCAACAGCAGCAGGCACAGCUCCCUAAGCUGCCCCGUCAUCACCCUCUCAUCAGAGAGGUGCACAGUGACGAUGAAGUGUACAUAGAUGUGGAGGUUGAGCAAGAGGAGAAAGAGGAAUGGGCGAAGCCUCUCACCCAGCUGUGGCAGUGUCGGCCAUAUAACCUUCAGGCGGAGAAAGAGUACAACAAGAGCAUGGGCCAGCAGGCCCCCUACUGCUCCAUCUGCCUGCUCUUCCACACCUACCACCAGUCGGAGUCCAGUAGUGGGAAUUCCUGCAUGACGUUGGUGAACCGUCCAGGGGGCCGCCAGUGGUCCAAACCACUCAUCCCGGAAAUGUGUUUCAACACCCAGACCAGCAAGACAAAUGAUAGCGGGGAGGGACUGCUGUCUAACCCCCAUCUAGCAGAGGACGGUACCAGCCGGCUGGUCAGCUGUGCUCAGUGCUGCGUCCGCGUACAUACCAGUUGCUACGGUGUGUCUGGGGAAGACGCAGAGCUAGACGACUGGCUGUGCGCCCGCUGUGAGGCAGAUGCCAUCACCGAGGACUGCUGUCUGUGUUCUUUAAGAGGUGGAGCACUGCAGAGAGCAAACAAUGACAAGUGGGUUCAUGUGCUGUGUGCCAUCACUGUGCUGGAAGCUCGCUUUGUCAACAUCACUGAGCGGUGCCCCGUUGACCUCUCUGCAAUCCCGCUGCCACGGUUCAAACUGAAGUGUGCACACUGCAGGAAACGGAUGAAGAGGGAGGUGAAGGGCUGCUGUGUCCAGUGCUCCCACGGGCGCUGCUCCACAGCUUUUCACCCCACCUGCGCACAAGCAGCUGGUAUCCUCAUGCACCCAGAUGACUGGCCGUUCAUAGUCUUCAUCACCUGCCACAGACACAGAGCACCCCUUAUACCUGAGCGCAACAAGGCCUCCAUGCGAGAGCUGGCAGUGGGCCAGAGGGUGAUCUGUAAACACAAAAACAGCCGUUAUUACCACAGCGAGGUGGUGGAACUGACUACAGCCACUUUCUACGAGGUUGUGUUCGACGACGGGUCAUACAGCGACAACCUCUUCCCAGAGGACAUUGAGAACCGUGACUGUGUCCGGCUCGGUCCACCCGCAGCAGGUGAUGCUGUUCAAGUACGAUGGACAGAUGGGUUGAUCUAUGGAGCCAAGUUUGUAACGUCACACUCCAUCCCCAUGUACCUGGUGGAGUUUGAAGAUGGAUCACAAAUCUCCGUCAAGCGAGAAGACAUCUACACUCUAGACGAGGAUCUGCCUAAACGAGUCAAGUCACGAAUGUCUGUGGCGUCCGAUAUGCGCUUCGAGCUCUUCACGCAGAAUGACGUCAAACAGAACUCCAAAAGGCAACGAGUCAUUAACUCUCGAUACAGAGAGGACUACAUUGAGCCUGUCAUCUACCGAGCCAUCAUGGAGUGACAUCCGGUUCCACCUAUCUCUCCUCCUCAUUCACCACCUUAUCACCACGGAGAGAUGCAGCUCCAGGUCUUCGUUUCUCGGUCUGGCUUCUCUGUUUCUGCUACUGCUGAUAGGAACCUCCUCUUCCUCCUCCUCCUCCUCCUCCUCCUCGUCUUCCUCCUCCCUG
Morone saxatilis (striped sea-bass) is the source of this 3910-nucleotide messenger RNA. RefSeq names its product lysine (K)-specific demethylase 4A, genome duplicate b (gene kdm4ab). NCBI's taxonomy places the organism in Eukaryota, Metazoa, Chordata, Actinopteri, Moronidae. Bases 184 to 3744 code for a protein of 1186 amino acids. Gene Ontology annotation, molecular function: histone H3K9 demethylase activity; histone H3K36 demethylase activity. The transcript is spliced from 23 exons. The record is from RefSeq and is a predicted model, not a curated record. Gene Ontology annotation, cellular component: nucleus. Gene Ontology annotation, biological process: chromatin remodeling.